AUGGGUUCUAUCCUGAGAAUUGCUGCUCUACUGUGCCUUGCCCUGCCAAUUUCAGCCGUACCUUUCGACCAACAAAUCAUAACCAGACCUAAUGAUGGAUCUCAGCGCAUCAAGAACAUCAUGACCCCAGAGGCGUCUCAUGGCGGCUUAUAUCUAUGUUCCGGUGCCGGUUUCGUGGGCCACUGCGAGUACUAUAGGACUGCCUUUGGAAGUUGCAUUACCAUAACCGAUCAAUUCCCAACUGGCCAAGGUGGUGUCAACGGUGUUAAUGCUGCUGGUGCCGACCGUGGGUCCUGGUGUACCCUAUAUGCAAAUUCGAACUGUCAAGGAUCCGAGCUUCAAGUCCAUUAUCCUGGCUAUGAUGACUUGCGCAAGGUCCAGUGGAGGGCUAAGGCUCGAAGCUACAACUGUGCUGCAGAGUGA
Molecule: messenger RNA, 423 nt
Organism: Arthroderma uncinatum
Lineage: Eukaryota; Fungi; Ascomycota; Eurotiomycetes; Onygenales; Arthrodermataceae
Exons: 3
Coding region: 1-423 (140 amino acids)
Source: RefSeq, a predicted model, not a curated record